AUCAAUUCUUCAAUCAAACAAAUAACUGACUACCUACCUAUCGAAGUUUUAAAAAGAAGUUUAAAAGUUUUGAACUCAAAAUCAAUGCAAAUGCAAGAAAAGCAUUUUGCUCAUAAUUCAGAUAGGUACGUACUUAGCAGAUCCGAUUCUUUUAUUUUGACUUGAAACAUUAGUGUAACGUAGGUAAUUGCACAUUUUGUUAUGCAGUGAUUUUGUAUAUUCUUGAAUCAAAAAAGCACGUGCCCGUCGAUACCAAUCCAAAUAUUUUUUUUCCAAAAUGGAUAUCGAAGACAGAAAGUAUUCGCUGGUCGAAUUGGAAAGAUAUUCUUAUCGAAUUUUGCAGCAGAUCGCCAAAUCCUUAUGUCUGCCAUCUAACGUAAAGAAAAUGUACUUGAUUGAGAUGAUUCAUGCAAAGAAGUUCAAAUCCGAGGAGGAGCUGAAUGCUAUCAUUAAGAAGGUGAAGCGAGAACGCCAGCAGGCCUCACAGGGUAAGAAGAAAGUGGCCCGCAAACAGACAUUCCUUCAGGGCACAGAAAUAUCUUCAACCAGCAACAGUCUAUCACCACCAAUCUCAAUGACUCCGAAACGUGCCGGACACAUAGUGAUCCGUUGUAGCCCAGAAAAUAUACGUGAAGCUAUAGCCAAAUACAAUGCAAGACAACAUUUGACCCGUAGCUCGACAGCCGUAAGGAAAACUUAUUCAUCCCCGAAGAAAAGCGAUAGAGUUCUACGUAGCUUCAACAUCAAAACUAAUAACGAUACUAAAAUCAUAGAAAAUAAGAAAUCUACAUUAAUAUCCAGUAAUGUAGCAACUUUUGCUAAUAAUAAUUCUGUAUUCAGUGUUCUAAGGCCUGAAAAUGUGAAGGAAUCACAAGAACAGAGGUUCCCAAAAAUGAUUGCAGAGAACUGUAUGGUGAAGAGGUAUAAACCAGUUUUGAAUAGACACCCUUUUGGCCUGGAUCCUGAGAGGAGUCAGUUGAUACCUGUGACUAGAAAUGUGGGCACCAACCCAAUGGUCCCAGCAAAACGCCAGAGGGUCCUAAGCGGAAUAUACCCCAUCAUACCAAAAGAACCGCCCAAAAUUACCUACGAAAUAAUCCAAAGCGUAGGCUUCCGUCGUCAGGACGGGAAGAUCUCAAAAAUCAAUGCUGUUGUCCAAAAACGAAGUGAGAUUCCUCAAAUCCAGGUCACAGUGCAAGAUAUCAUUAACAAAAGCAUCACUCAGACGUUAAGUAACCCAUAUGUGAAUACUGAAACAGGUACUAAUCUAACAUAUUCUAAUAUCAACGCGCAAGAUGUUGAUGCUUUAAAAACUGAAAUGCUUCGCUCAAAUGUAGAUGAGAAAAAUGAAAUAUGUAACAAUAUAGAUCAAAGAAACGACAAAUAUGGUAUGGUUGACAGAAAUGAAGGACAUAGUAACAUAGAUAAUAGAAAUGAUAGAUAUGGCAAUUCAGAUCAAAGAAAUGAGAGAUAUGAUAGUAAUAUGGAAGGGACUGAAUGUCCAUACUCGGUGUAUUAUCAUAAGAAGAUAAGGGGUGAACAAGUGAGAUCUCAAAGAAGUUACCAAAGGGAGGUUUCGAGGGAGGAAGAAAGAUUGCCGACGAUAGAUAGUGUGUUUAGUAGAUUCAAUGCUCAUACGGAUGUCACUCAGCCCAUUUAUGUUCAAGUUAGUGACGAAUCAGAGAAAUUCCAGUCUCACCCGCUGCACUCAUCUCUAACGAGUACUACCCCGCUGCUAGAACAACUGUACAACUUCCGCAGCGGGUUCCUGGUGAACCAGCCGCUGCUGAGCGUGGCCACCACCACCGCCACCAACUGCGUCUAUAGCACACCGGUCAUUGCUACUGCGGUCCCCCAGCCCUCGCUUGCGCCGGACUAUACUUCGGCAGCGUGCGAGCGGGAUAACUACUAUUCUGACUUGGCCGGGUUCCCGAGAAUUUGUGAGUUGCUGAAGUUUGGGGAACAGGAGAACAUACACAGGAAUUUCAGAUGUGACGAAGAAUUAAGCACGAGCUCAUCUCUGGACGACGCAGCGCCUCAGGAGCUGGGCGCGACGGUCACUAUACCGGAGAUGGUGGAGGACGCGCUUGAACUCAUCAGCCAGGACGGGGACUACAUGGAGCGAAUAGGCAUGGACGUCCGAAUGCAAUGUCUCCUGUGCACGUUCGUUUGCCCGAAGUUUCUACUGGAAUAUCAUAUUAGAAAGGAGCAUUCGAACCUGAUCCACCAUCAGGAGCACAACUCGUGGACAAUGAGUUUUCCGCUCGGUUCUUUGCUGAAAUCUAAUAGCGUCACAGUGCUGUCUCACGACGCCGCUUUGUUCGUGUUAUCUGUUAACUACCACAUUGAUUGCUUGUACACCACUGUGCAUAGUCUCGUAACAGAUACUAACCUGCCUAAAAAUGGGUCAAUCACAAUCUACAACAAAGUAACAGGCGAACCUCAUACUUGGGAGGGUGAAAUACAAACUUUACCACACGACUUUGCUUACAACAACACGGACGGACUGAAAGUUGAAGUGUCUAAACUCGAUUUACUACCAAAUAGUGCCAAUUUAAAACUACUAAAUGGUAAUUUGGUGUUAAAAUCUCCUACCAAUGUUGUUAUUGGUCAGCCCGAUUUGAAUGAUAUCCAUGUUAUUUUGUUUGUUAAGAUAAAUGAUUAAAAAAUUUGUUUAUUUUUUUUUUGUUAAGUAGCAAUAUCCCAAUCAAUAUGUUUUUUUUUCUUUAUACAGAAUUCUUAUUAAGACUUUAGCUUCUUUAAGUUAAAAUGCUGUGUCUCUCUCUUUACAAUAUUUGACGUUGAAAUACGAAAAAAAGAUUCUAAAAUUACUUCUUAUUUAAGGAAAUUUAAAAACGUAGGUUUUAAUAAAGUUCUAAAUAAAAGAAAACCUGUUUUUAAAAUUGUUUAAUUUUUGGAAAUUCUUUUUUUUUAACUUUGUCAAAUUUUGGGAAAUAAUUUAUUGUUAAGAAUAGUUUAACUUAUUCUUUUAACAAUUGUUCGUUCUGUACAAUGUUAAUAGUUUUAAUUCGAAAACAUUAACAUUUGCAUUGCAUUAAGAUAUAUUUUUCCAAAUGCAGACAAGUUAUUUCAAAAUUGUAUGUAAUAAUAUAAUCGAUAUUUUAAUUGUUUUUUUCAAUUUUUUUUUAUUUUUGUAGGUUAGUUACCGAAAUUAUGGUUGGAAAAUAUUGUUUUGUUCAAGCUUCAUAAAAAUUACACUAUUUCCAUUAUUAAGGAUUUUUUAAAUAUUGAUGUGAGAGAAUGCAUCAUUAAAUGCUUUCAGUUUUCGGGAAAAAUCUCUAUUUAAGUUUUUUCAGAGUGUAGAGAUUAUUUUAUUUACUCUGAAUAUUGUUUUAAGUUAUAUUGAGAAGACAUAUAAUAAUAACCAUUUGAAUAUUAUUUUUUAAUACAUACCUCUGUAUCGUCUGUAUCAGAUUUUACAAAACAUGUAAUUUUGUAAGAUUUUUCAUAUUUCCUUUUUUUAAACUUUUAUAAUCAUGUUGAUUUGAGUAAUCAUUGUUGAAAAAAUAUCUUUAGUUACGUUAUUUAAUAAUAUUUUAAUUUAGUUAUCUUUCCGUGGAAAGGAAAUUUAUUACACGAAAUAAGAAUGUUCGAAUAAAAAAAUACAUUACAUGUGUGUAAUUAAUUUCUCUUCGAUGAUUUUGUUACUCUUUUUAAAAGUAGUUGUGGGACCAAAAAAUAAAAAGAUAUUUUUGAAUUGUUUAAUAUGUUCUAAGUAUCUACUUACUUACCAAUAAUGUGUCAUGAAAAGUUCCUAUUUUUUACUAGUGUAUAAUUAUAUUUUAUAAGAACAUCGAAGUUAUUUGUUAAGACUGAUUAUUCUGAAGUUAUUGUUUGAUCUCUGUUAUUGUAAUAAGGUUGAUUUUUAAAACAUUUAUCAUGACGUUGUUUAUAAGGUUGAUUAAAGACUUUCAAUUUA
Plodia interpunctella (Indianmeal moth) is the source of this 3940-nucleotide messenger RNA. RefSeq lists its product as uncharacterized. NCBI's taxonomy places the organism in Eukaryota, Metazoa, Arthropoda, Insecta, Lepidoptera, Pyralidae. The transcript has 11 exons. Bases 278 to 2665 code for a protein of 795 amino acids. The record is from RefSeq and is a predicted model, not a curated record.